Molecule: messenger RNA, 564 nt
Organism: Dipodomys ordii (Ord's kangaroo rat)
Lineage: Eukaryota; Metazoa; Chordata; Mammalia; Rodentia; Heteromyidae
Gene: Tbca
Product: tubulin folding cofactor A
Exons: 4
Coding region: 104-430 (108 amino acids)
Biological process (GO): tubulin complex assembly; post-chaperonin tubulin folding pathway
Cellular component (GO): cytosol; microtubule cytoskeleton
Molecular function (GO): beta-tubulin binding
Source: RefSeq, a predicted model, not a curated record
AGCCAGCGGGAUUUAACCGCCCCCUCCGCGCCGUCCGCCAUCCACCGCUUUCGCCACCUCGGCUCUCGCUCUCUGCCCCUCCUUCCCGCGCGGUUCAGAGGCUAUGGCGGACCCUCGCGUGAGGCAGAUCAAGAUCAAGACCGGCGUGGUGAAACGAUUGGUCAAAGAAAAAGUAAUGUAUGAAAAAGAAGCAAAACAGCAAGAAGAAAAGAUUGAAAAAAUGAAAGCUGAAGAUGGUGAAAAUUAUGCCAUUAAGAAACAGGCAGAAAUCCUUCAAGAGUCUCGGAUGAUGAUCCCAGAUUGCCAACGCAGGUUAGAAGCUGCAUAUACUGAUCUUCAGCAGAUACUAGAAAGUGAAAAAGACUUGGAAGAAGCUGAGGAAUAUAAAGAAGCACGUUCUGUACUGGACUCAGUGAAGUUAGAAGCCUGAAACUUGUGUGUACAGUGCGUUUGCAUUAAAUCUUGGGGUCCAUUCUACAAUUCAUUGUUUUUAAACACUGCUGUAUGUUUAAUUGUAUGAGAUUUGUGAUAUUUUAACUUGUAUCUUUUUUGCAUAUUUUAAUG